Messenger RNA from Pangasianodon hypophthalmus (striped catfish), 2572 nucleotides. It is a transcript of the gene plex9.1, whose product is annotated as PML-like exon 9.1. The transcript has 3 exons. Gene Ontology annotation, molecular function: nucleic acid binding; 3'-5'-DNA exonuclease activity. Lineage: Eukaryota; Metazoa; Chordata; Actinopteri; Siluriformes; Pangasiidae. The record is from RefSeq and is a predicted model, not a curated record. Gene Ontology annotation, biological process: DNA catabolic process. Gene Ontology annotation, cellular component: cytoplasm. Bases 188 to 832 code for a protein of 214 amino acids.
AUGUUCAGGCUUUUAUUCUGGGCGAGGUUCACUGAUCUGCUCGAGCUGUGUGAACGCAGUUACAUUCCUCUCAGAUUUGUCAGGUCUGAAGCAGAUGGAAAGUGCAGAGAUGGUGUGAGCACACCACACACCAGGCACCAGACACCGACUGAAGAUCUUCGACAGUGAGCAGUUUUGCGUGUUGAUCAUGUGUUUUUUGUGGUUUCACCCGUUCACUGUGUUCCAGAGACUCUUCUCCAGGCACACCCAUGGUGUUACUCAUGGAGACGAAGAAACACUGGUGUUUUUUGAUCUGGAAACUACAGGCCUAAACAUCUCUGCAUGUGAUAUAGUUCAGCUAUCAGCCAUCAGUGGAGAGAAGAUCUUUAAUGUCUACAUUUUCCCUCGGUGCCCUAUAGACUAUGGUGCUUCCAGAGUUACAGGCCUGACCACACGCAGGCAGAAACUGCUCCUACAUGAACAGCCAGUGCAAACGGUCCCAUUAAGAAAGGCUCUCAAUUUGUUCAUCUCCUUCCUUAAAAGCUUCAGCAGACCAGUUCUGGUGGGUCACAACUGUAAACGGUUUGACUGUCCUAUUCUGCUGCGAAUCCUGAGUGAGUUUUCUCUGCUGGAGGAGUUUCAGGAUGUGGUGUCAGGUUACCUGGAUACAUUGCUGCUCAGUAGGGAGAUGUUUAUACUCCAGAAAUAUUCUCAGCCCUUCCUGGUCCAGCAUUUCCUCCAAAAAACCUAUGGAGCUCAUGACGCUACUGAGGAUGUGCGAGCUCUCCAGGAGCUCUAUAGCGUCUGGAGGCCAAGCACAGACCUGGUAAAUAAGCACAAGUUCAUCUUAUAGCCCAAAUAAGCUCAGGGGAGAGUGGGUCAAUUAUAAAUGGGAUCAGUUGUAUCACUCUCAAUUGCUUCAAUCAGCAACACACUAUAGUGGUGACACUCAGUCCUCACAUACUCAAUAGCAUUCUCUGCCUGCAAAACAACAGCAGCUUAAUCUUAGUGCUAAAGAAUUCAUCAAACGUCAAAUUUUAUAGUAUGAAAGUAAUUUUCCUCAUCUGGAGAACAUUUUGAAUUAUGUGUCCAUUUUAUAUGCAAGUGAAACCAAUAUAGGCUAGGCUUUUAUCAGUUUUAAAACUUUUAUCAGUAUCUAGUUGAUAAUAGUUUACAAUGAUAAGCUGGUUAGUUAACAAUAUGGACAGUUAUCUGAAGAUAUUUUACUUUUUAAAGAUAUUUAGCAAAACUCAAAAGAGAUUCCACAUACCUGAGAAAUGGAUACCUUUCUAAAAAAACAUCAUAGCACAAGGGUGAAGACCCAAAUCAUGACACAUUGAGUUGUCUCCACCCACUGGACUUUUGGCUUGACUAUGCCUAGGUAGAAGACGCUGGACCUUUUGUUCUGAAGCGAGGGAUACACUAAUUUUUUAAAAAUAAGAUUUACAAAAAUAUGAUAAAUGUUUCAGCUAACCCCGCUCCCCUAAGAUUUUAGUUUAGAAGUUAUAGAAGUUAAGACAUUGUUUCUACAAUUGGUAAACAUAAAAAAAAAAAAAGAGUAGCACAUUUAUUAAAAAAAAAAAAAAAAAAAAAAAAGGUUAUAUAAAUGAGUGGGGAAAAUAUUUUACCACCAUUUUUAAUUAAAAAAUAAAUUAAAAAUCACUCAGCAAUGCAAUGCAAUUUUUUUAAAUGUUCAAUUUAUAUUUUUUAGCACUGUCUUAAGGAAUGGGUUCCUUUUACAAGAACUUGAAUGACAUUUUCAAGUGUCAAGUUUCAAGUGUGACGUGAUGAGAACUUUUAAUAGCUAUAAAAGUUCUCAUCACGUUCCAGCAGCUGCGAAUAAAAUAUCUGCUCAGAGUCAAAGCUCAAGUCUUCGUGGCACCCAAAGCUCAUUAAAACAGGAGAAAUGAUGUUUACAGAGCUGUCCAUCUUGUUACCUGUCCACCAAGCUCCUCCUCUUUCCAGUCAGUCGGGAGCUCCGGCACAAGAAGCAUGUGUAUUUGGGGUGUGAAACUGGAAAAACUGAAAUGGAGGUCAAAAGAGCUAGCGUCAACUAACUUCUGUCAAAAUCACUGACUUUACAGUGAAGGUAAACAAGAGACAAGAUUCAUGACAGUUUUCAUCAUGUGAUCACUGUAACUGUCCAAUUUUUAAGUAACAAAUACUGUACAAGAGAUUGCUGUUUACACUUUAAAUUGUAUGUCUUUAAAUCUAGAUUAAAAUAUCAUGCAGGUUUACUUUGUGCAGAAUGUUCCCUUCAGCUGAAAUGAAUCUCACGUCGUGAAGGUCAACAUGAAGCUUCAUUUCCCAGUUUCACUUCCAAUGACAAAGCUGUAUGUCAGUAGUUAUAGCCAUUCUUACUUUCAUGAUAAGCAGCAGGUUCUGCAAAUUAUAUUCUUAAAAAUAACUUAUGGUCAAUUAAACCAAACAAGUCAAGACCACAAACUUCCAUGUUUGUCAUAACUCCAGUAGCAGACUGUAUUCAGCUCUAAAAUGAAGAUUUUAUUAUUGAAAGUCAGCAAUGAUGUUGAUUGAUGUUUAAAUGUUCAAUGAAAAUGCAUAACUUCACAUGACAUUAAACAGAACUACCAAA